Hydractinia symbiolongicarpus is the source of this 3781-nucleotide messenger RNA. RefSeq lists its product as uncharacterized. The record is from RefSeq and is a predicted model, not a curated record. Bases 250 to 1068 code for a protein of 272 amino acids. NCBI's taxonomy places the organism in Eukaryota, Metazoa, Cnidaria, Hydrozoa, Anthoathecata, Hydractiniidae. The transcript has 4 exons.
UUCAGCAAUAGGGUAAUUGAAUUAGAUUAAGAUAUUUCCAAUAUAAAAGAUAUAAAAGAGAGAAAGUUAUUUUCAGUCAAGCUAUUAAUUAACAGGAUCCUUGCAAACAGAAAGUUUGUAUGAGUUCAUAUCGCCUUAUUAUUUAUUCACAUCAUAUGCUUCUUGAUGUCUCAUGUUUUUAACAGGAGCAUUCAGUAAAGGUUGUUAGCUGGCAAAAAUACCAUAUCUGCACUGGAGUAACAAAAAUAAAUGGAGGAAGAUACUAAAGAAAGACAUCUGCAACAUGGAACGAUGGAAGAAAAUCCUAACCAGAGGUUACCGAAGCAAUUACAGGCCCUUGCAGAAGCGAUAUUACCAGAACAGCAAGCUUUCCGAAGGACAAUGUCAAUGGGCGACACAGGGAGAGUAAAUGGACCACCUACUAAACCAAAACCAGAGUGGAAACCAAUCAAAAAGACUGUGUCAAUGCUUGAUAUAAAGAUAUUGGAAACAGAACCUCCACCUACAAAAGCAAAAUCAAAGUGGCAAUCAAUUCACAGGACUUUGUCAAUGGUCGAUAUAAACGAAGUGAAAAAAGAACUACUACCCGCGACAGCAAAACCAGAGUUGCCACUAAUUAACAGGACUGUGCCAAAGGUCAAUAUGGACAAAGUGAAAAAAGUACCACCUCCUACGAAACAAAAACCACGAAAAAUACAGCCACUUCACCUACAAUCUUCACUUGUACAAACCAACAGCAGAGAAAAUACUUCUGUCAAAAAAAGCACAUCACAAGCACAGAUGGUGAACGAAGGGAAUAAUGCGGAAAAAAGUCAACUAUCAGCGAUGGAAAAUCAAGGAGGCAAUCAGAUGCAAUUAGAAAGGGCGGAAAAUGCUCCAUUUCAAAGACAAUUCCAAAUGUUCUUAAAAAGCGAUGAAAAAAAUUCUUUUGUGCAGUUAUUAGAAAAUACAAUCCAAAAUCAACAAGACCAAGUAGAAGUAACUGACACUAAAGCUGACCUUGUACGUGUGGAACAAGAACAUUCUCAGGUUAGACAAUUUUGGCUUAUUUUCAAAUCUUCAUUAUAGGCACUAAUACUUACUUCAAUUUAGGUUGUCUAAGGCCUAGAUUAGAUGCAUUAUUUUUGCCGUUUUAAACUUAAUUUAGUCUAAUAUGUUUGACAAAAAGAUGACGUCUACAUUGACAUAAUUAAUUAAUGUCGACGUUAUUCAAAAGUUACAGGAGAAUGUGCUGAUACAAUCGCCAAUAGUGAGGCACGGCAUUAGACGUCUACUUUUUGUCAAGGGAAACUAAAUAAAAUCGGAUUUUGUUUUUCGGGGCAGAAAUACGAAUGGGCAGUAAUACAAUACUCGACGUGAUUAUUAUCAUUUUUAUUUUUAUUUUUUUAAUUUUGUAAUUUUGUAAUUAAUGUAAUUAUUACAAAUCAUGAACGAAUGAUUUACACAGUUUUGCUCUCAAGAGGAGAAGAGAAAAGAAUAGUUAGGAAAAAUCAACUCCUGUGUCUUCACUUUCUCGUAAUUCAAGUAAAGCUUAGUAAUUAGGACAUUUCCCCUCAGUUAAACUAGUUCCUUUUUUAUGGGACCCUCAUUUCUUAGCUAACAAAUACUACCUACCCUCAAGAAACAAUCCACCUCUUUUUUAACUUUUCCUGUAAAUGCACCAUUAGGAACAUUACUUAUCCAAUUACUGUAAAUGACUUGUUCUGAAAAUACUCCACAUACCUUGACCCAUACUGCAUUGCCAUUUAAAAAUUUAAGUUUUUUAGCACUAUCAAUAAGAACGUCCUUGUCUCAAUAUGAUCUUAAAAAAUUGAAGUCAAUUAAUACUAAUUUAGUGAUAGUAGUAAUAGUAAUCUUCUAUUUAAGGUGAACGAAGGGAAUAAUGCGGAAAAAAGUCAACUAUCAGCGAUGGAAAAUCAAGGAGACAAUCAGAUGCAAUUAGAAAGGGCGGAAAAUGCUCCAUUUCAAAGACAAUUCCAAAUGUUCUUAAAAAGCGAUGAAAAAAAUUCUUUUGUGCAGUUAUUAGAAAAUACAAUCCAAAAUCAACAAGACCAAGUAGAAGUAACUGACACUAAAGGUGACCUUGUACGUGUGGAACAAGAACAUUCUCAGGUUAGACAAUUUUGGCUUAUUUUCAAAUCUUCAUUAUAGGCACUAAUACUUACUUCAAUUUAGGUUGUCUAAAGCCUAGAUUAGAUGCAUUAUUUUUGCCGUUUUAAACUUAAUUUAGUCUAAUAUGUUUGACAAAAAGAUGACGUCUACAUUGACAUAAUUAAUUAAUGUCGACGUUAUUCAAAAGUUACAGGAGAAUGUGCUGAUACAAUCGCCAAUAGUGAGGCACGGCAUUAGACGUCUACUUUUUGUCAAGGGAAACUAAAUAAAAUCGGAUUUUGUUUUUCGGGGCAGAAAUACGAAUGGGCAGUAAUACAAUACUCGACGUGAUUAUUAUCAUUUUUAUUUUUGAAUUUCCGCGCCCGAAGGCGUAGGAAAUUCUUUAAAACCGUCGUUUUUUUCUUUCGGAGCAUUUUUUGAGAAAAAAUCGACCCUGGGAUUUCACGUUGCUCCGUCACAGAUGUAAAUUUCGUACCCAAGCUCCUUAACUACUGGGAAGUCUCGUAUUGACGUUUCAGGCCAAAAUUGGUAUUUGUUUUCGACAAAAUUUGGCACAGUUAACAAAAAAAGUAUGCUGAGCAUAAUGGUGACAUAAUAAUUUUGAGGUUUGUCACCUAAAUGUCAUUUUAGGCCAAAAUUAGUCGAAAAAUUAGAACUACUUUAUUUUGAACAAAAUUUGGCACAGUUAACAAAUAAAGUAUGCUGAACAUGAUGAUGACAUCAAAAUUUUGGUUUUUUGCCACCUUAACUGUCAUUUUAGGCCAAAAUUGGUCCAAAAAUUAAAACCACUUCAUUUUCAACAAAAAUUGGCAAAGUUAACAAAAAAAGUAUGUUGAACAUAAUGGUGACAUCAAAAUUUUGAUUUUUGUCACCUAAAUGCCAUUUUAGGCCAAAAUUGGUCCAAAAAUUAAAACUACUUCAUUUUCAACAAAAAUUGGCAAAGUUAACAAAAAAAGUAUGCUGAACAUAAUGGUGACAUCAAAAUUUUGAUUUUUGUCACCUAAAUGUUAUUUCAGGCCAAAAUUUAUCCAAAAAUUAAAACUGCUUUAUUUUCGACAAAAAUUGACACAGUUAAUAAAAAAGUAUGCUGAAAAUGAUGGUCACAUCAAAAUUUUAAUUUUUUGUCAACUAAUGCCUAAAAAAUAAUUAAGACCAUAAACGUUUCAGUCACAAGACUUUCAACCAUGAAUGAUAGGCUGUAUUUUUUGUUAGCAAUUUCUUUUAAAAUGUGAGUUUAAUGACACGUUUCGUUUUGUUUGCGUUUGUUGUAAGAUAUAAUGUCACUGGUGUGCUUUAUCUUCAGAGGUUCAUGCACCAAACCCCUUCGAAUGUUUGGCACAAUAACACAACGAAUUAGCAGGUUUUCAUCAAUUAUUUUGGUAGCGCGCGGAAAUUCUUAGAGCCCCCAGGGCUUCUUGUUAUUUUUUUAAUUUUGUAAUUUUGUAAUUUUGUAAUUAAUGUAAUUAUUACAAAUCAUGAACGAAUGAUUUACACAGUUUUGCUCUCAAGAGGAGAAGAGAAAAGAAUAGUUAGGAAAAAUCAACUCCUGUGUCUUCACUUUCUCGUAAUUCAAGUAAAGCUUAGUAAUUAGGACAUUUCCCCUCAGUUAAACUAGUUCCUUUUUUAUGGGACCCUCAUUUCUUAGCUAACAAAUACUACCUACCCUCAA